Trichosurus vulpecula (common brushtail) is the source of this 5088-nucleotide messenger RNA. It is a transcript of the gene SLC16A1, whose product is annotated as solute carrier family 16 member 1. Gene Ontology annotation, biological process: monocarboxylic acid transport; transmembrane transport. Gene Ontology annotation, cellular component: membrane. The transcript is spliced from 5 exons. Lineage: Eukaryota; Metazoa; Chordata; Mammalia; Diprotodontia; Phalangeridae. Gene Ontology annotation, molecular function: monocarboxylic acid transmembrane transporter activity. The coding region runs from base 273 to 1778 and encodes 501 amino acids. The record is from RefSeq and is a predicted model, not a curated record.
GGGCAGGCAGAGCUGAGCGGGCGCUUCGGGGUGGUCAGAGAGCCGGGGGCUCGGGGGACUGCAGCCGCCUCUGCUGUGGGGGGCGGGAGCCAGCGAGCGAGUGACGUGAGCCGACCCCGAAGCCUGGGGCCGGGGCCCAGCGCAGCGCGAGCCCUCCCAUCUCUCUCUCUCUCUUACACACACACACACACGCACGCCCGCGCCCCCUCCGGAUCCGCGCACAUAACGAUCUUUGGAAUUGAACUGAAUUUUGAAAUCCCUCUUCAAUUAAGAUGGCACCAGCAAUUGGAGGUCCCCAGGGGUAUACCCCACCAGAAGGAGGCUGGGGAUGGGUCGUGGUUAUUGGAUCUUUCAUCUCUAUUGGCUUCUCUUAUGCAUUUGCCAAAUCAAUUACUGUAUUCUUCAAAGAGAUUGAAGUCAUCUUUAAUGCCACUUCUAGUGAAGUCUCAUGGAUAUCUUCCAUCAUGUUGGCUGUUACAUAUGGAGGAGGUCCCAUCAGCAGUAUCCUGGUGAAUAAGUAUGGCAGCCGGCCAGUAAUGAUGUUUGGUGGCUUACUAUCAGGAUGUGGUUUGAUCGCUGCUUCAUUUUGUAAUACUGUGCAAGAGCUAUACUUUUGUGUUGGAGUCAUUGGUGGUCUUGGACUCUCCUUCAACUUAAAUCCGGCUUUAACCAUGAUCGGCAGAUAUUUCUACAAAAAGCGUCCAUUGGCAAAUGGGUUGGCCAUGGCAGGGAGUCCUGUGUUUCUCUCUACACUGGCACCUGUAAAUCAGAUUUUCUUUGGUAUUUUUGGCUGGAGGGGCAGCUUCUUAAUUCUCGGGGGUUUGCUACUAAACUGCUGUGUGGCUGGAUCUCUUAUGCGACCAAUAGGACCCAAACCAGGUGCAGCGACAAAAGAAAUAUCUAAAGAAACUCUACAGGAAAUGGGGAAGUUGGACUCAAAAAAAGGUGCUGGUGAUGCAAAUACAGAUCUUAUUGCUGGGAGCAGUAAGCCAGAGAAGCGUUCUGUCUUCCAGACAAUUAAUAAGUUCCUAGAUUUUUCCCUGUUCAAGCAUAGAGGCUUUUUACUGUACAUCUCUGGCAAUGUGUUGAUGUUUUUUGGAUUAUUUACUCCCUUAGUUUUUCUGAGUAAUUAUGCCAAGAGUAAGCAUAUAUCUAAAGAAUCUGCUGCCUUUCUGCUCUCCAUUUUAGCUUUUGUUGACAUGGUAGCCAGACCCUCUAUGGGACUUGUAGCCAACACAAAGUGGGUGAGACCUCGAGUGCAGUAUUAUUUUGCUCUCUCAAUAAUCAGUAAUGGUAUAUGCCACCUGUUGGCACCUUUAUCCACCAGUUAUGCUGGGUUUUGUGUCUACGCGGCAUUCUUCGGAUUCGCAUUUGGCUGGCUCAGCUCAGUAUUGUUUGAAACACUAAUGGACCUUGUUGGAACCCAGAGAUUCUCCAGUGCUGUGGGUUUGUUGACGAUCAUGGAGUGCGGUCCUGUCCUCCUGGGGCCACCGCUUUUAGGUCGUCUCAAUGAUAUGUAUGGAGACUAUAAAUACACUUAUUGGGCUUGUGGCAUCAUCCUGAUCGUGUCAGGCAUCUACCUCUUUAUUGGUAUGGGCAUCAAUUACCGCCUUUUGGCAAAAGAACAAAAAGCAGAAGAGGAACUGAAAAAGGAAGGAAGAGAGGAAGAAACAAACAUAGAUAACACUGAGAAGCAGAAAGAAGCCAAUAAGGCCGUGGAGUCUGCCCAACAAAAACCCCCAGAAGAAGGCCCCAAAGAGGAGGAAAAUCGUAUUUAAGACUUCGGUACUGCAGAGGUGGAGAGAGAGAGAAAGGAGAGCCAAAAAUGGUCUCCUGGCUGACUGGUUCCAGUGGUGCUUAAUGCAGAAAAGGGUGUUUCUGUGUAAAAUUGUACCAAGUGUUCCAUGAAACUUCUCAAUUUUGAGUUUUUUCCUUUUCCGUUUUAUUAAAUUACAAAUUACAAACUAAAUUACAAACUAAAUCUGCCAUACUUUGCAAGAGGGGAGUAAGGAUGAGGGAAGAAGCUAGUUUUUACAUAUUGGAUUUUAAUAGUGACUUGAAGAUCCUUAUGUGCCUUAAAUGUUUGUCUGUAGACCUCAUAAAAGCCUUAACUUUUUAAAUAGUUUAGUUUUAUUUUGUCUUUAAAAUUAUAUCUUUUUUAAAAAAUCAGGCAACAAACAUACCUGGAAGAAAAAUACACAAAACCCCAUGUGAUGAGUGUUGAUCCUGGUCUGAAACUAACCUUGCCUGCUUCGUGGUACUUUGGUCAUAUCCUGCUGGCUCGUUAUCCCAGGGAGCUGUGUUGGAACAACUGACUAGAGCUUUGAAGUUAUCUUUCACUGUUAAAAUUUUUCCUUGUAUAAAUUAUUUGCCUCCCAUCCAUAUUUUCUAACUGUCUCUAUGAGUCAGAACAUAGUUCUAAAAAGCAUUUUUCCUUUAAUAUGACUUAUUCUCAGUGCCCCUCAUUUUUUUUUAUUAUUUUUCCCUGGGAUGGUAAUUAGAAGCUAAAAAUGCUCAUGGGUAUUCUUUUUAGAACACUAUUAUUAAAACUUACUCCACUGUCUUUUAGAAGUGUAAAGUGGGUACUUUUAACUCUUUAUUGUACAUUAGCCCCACUUUUGAAAUCAUUUGGUAUUAUUUUCCUUUUUUAAUAUUAGAAAGUAGAGUGGUUGGGUUUUUGUUCUUUUUUAAACAAGUCUCUGUCUUUGGGCGGCCUCAGUAAACAUUCUGAAUUCCAUUAAAGGUAGAGUGGCAUUUGAAAUGACUGAAUUUAGCUCAGGUUGUUUUUUUUUCCCCAAAAUCCCAGUUAGUGAGGUUAUUGGAAGCAUUUUUUUUUGGCAACUUUGCUUUUCCUCCAUUCGUACUGGUCGCCUUUUGCUCUGCUCUGAGCUUUAAACAUGUGUAAGGUUUUAUUUUGUUUGAAAGUUUUUCUAUGUUUGCAUACUAAACCAGGCCAGAGGAAUUUGGCCCCUGUAGACUGACUAUUCAGGAGAAGGUGGGAGGGAACUUGCUGCUGUACUUAAUACUCAGUGAAGACUUUCACUGUCUUUCUCAUUAGACCUUAAAGCAAAUUAAGAUAAUUAGUCAGAAACAAUUAGAUUUAUUCUCUUCCCAACAGAAACCUGAAGAAUUUAUGAGCCUAUUUAUUUACUUCAAGGUAGAGAAUUGGAGGUUGAGGAGAUGGGGGGAGGAAAGGUGAGGGAAAAGAGUUUUCCCUAAAGUCUUGUAUACCGGGUGGAAAGAAGAGACUGAUAAAAAGCAUUCAGUGAAUAGAGUUAACAUAGAGUAAGUGACAUAGCGAAAGUGCUGAUCCAAAACCUUGUAAAAAGCUUACUUUUCCAAAUAAAUAUUUUUAAAAAUUCAUUCACCACACUCAGAUUUGUCUGUAGGAACCUGAGUCUUUUCAUUUUUUUGUAGCCAAGUUCCAGAGUGUCACUUGUCAAUAUUAAACCAAAUCGUGCCAGCUUUUAUGUGCCUUGGAGAUGUGUGUACGUGGUUGGUGUCCUUCAUUUUUUUCAUUCUCUGCUCUCCUUGUUUUAAGGCAGGCAGACAAGCACAUUUUUUUUAACUUCCUCUCUUACUUGAACAGCAUUCAGAUCAUUUAGACUUCAGGGAAAGAUGCAGAAGUCCUUUUCAAGUAAAAUGUGCUUGGUGUAUGGUUAUCCUCCACCCCCAGAAUGUGUUGAGAACCAAAAUGUAAUUGGCUGAAUGUGGUAUAAUUUUUGUUAGAAUUUAUAAAAAAUGAAGAGGCUGGGGGAAAGCGGAAGCUCUGUGGAAAGAGGCACUUGAUACGUUCUGCAAGCAGAGAGAAGAGUUACAUAGCCAGAUAACAAAAACGAUAGCAUUUCUGUGUAAGUUCCCAGCAUCUUGUAACAGAAGGGGCCUUGGAGAUCAUCCUGUCAAGUACUCUCCUUUUAAGGACACAGAAAGGGAGUCUCCCAAAGCUGGGUGGUUCAGGCUGCAAGUUGGUUGGAAUGUUGGAACAAGGACCAGGUCUCCUAUCUCUCUUCCCAUUGCACCACAUCUCCUGUUCCUCUUGUUGACCAGUUACUGCUUUGAUGUAGGUCAUGCAAACAGAGGCUGCUGAUGCUUUCUGUCCCACUGUGGAGGCUUUUGAAUGAAGCAAGUGUAGGAAUUAAGUCAUCAUUGCAUUUGACAGACUAUUGCCUAUGGCUUUAAGAGAACAGAUAUGUAUGUAUGCGGAGUCUAUUUGUCUGCUUCAUCCUUCUCUCCCCGCCCCCCCCCCCACCUCUCCAUAUUUCUUCAUAAACCAUAGAAAAAAGGCAGAUUUAUUUGUAGUUGCAGUGCCAACUUAAAGACAAAUCCCAGGAGCUUCAUUUUUGGCAGUGCUUUCAUCUCCGUGCCUAAGUUGGGGAUCCAGUUACCUGUAAAAUGCCAGUAAAGUUUGUAAACUUAAAAAAAGUAAAGUGGAAAUUAGUCAAGGGUAGAAUCUGUCACCUAAGGCGUAAAGGAUUUGGGGAAAAUUCAUCAUUUUAUUUUACUGAAUGACUGUUGAAUUUAAUAGAAAUAAAGGCAUUUUCUCACAGGUUUCAAACUUUGACAAAUUAUACUAAAUUCUGAAAUUUGGGAUUUUCUAGAAAUUCGCUAUGAGAAAAUGGCCAGUAUAAAUUUAUUAAGUUGUACAAAAAAUUAUUUAGGAAAAGAUAAGAAAAAAAUUAUGAAAAAUCCAGAGAUGUUCUUAUAUUAAGUGACCAUUCCUGAAAAUUUUAAGCUUGACCCAGAGAUAGUAUUAAAUGGUGUAAUGUGAAUAAUUAUCUGUUUGGUCUUGAUGGCUGACUGGGUUACUAGUUACACGUGUACUGUAUUUAUAUAUAUAUAUAUGUGUGUGUGUGUGUGUAUUUUUAUCAUUGUUGUCUUCCUAAAUUUUACAAAAGGAAAAGGACAAUGUGGGUUAGGGUAUUUGCUUUUUAAAGCCAUUUAAUGUUUUGUAUGAAGCAGUGUUUUAUCGUAUUGAAUUUUGAACUUGUAAACUAGGUAUCGAUUUUAUGUUUUAGUUCCAAGUAUUCAGGUUUAUUUCUCCCUUAGUAAAUGGUUCACACAGUACAAUAAACUUAGCAAUAAUUAGUA